This is a messenger RNA of Stegodyphus dumicola, 735 nucleotides long. RefSeq lists its product as uncharacterized. Lineage: Eukaryota; Metazoa; Arthropoda; Arachnida; Araneae; Eresidae. The record is from RefSeq and is a predicted model, not a curated record.
AUGUCUGAACAUAAUUCAGUUUAUCAGGCUGAGAUGGCUGCUUUGAGGGAAACUCUUAACUGGAUAUUAAGAGAACUUACUAAGAGACACUGUAUACAUAUAUACUCAGAUGCCCUAUCUGUGCUAACGGCUCUCUCCCGGCCAGAGCCUAAAAAUGAAAUUUUGGAAGACAUUAAAGAUCUGUUUAAAAGAGCAUUAGGAUAUCAUGUUAUCCAUGUUCACUGGAUUAAGGCACAUAUUGGACAUCCUGGCAAUGAGAGGGCGGACGCACUGGCAAAGGAGGCUGCCCUGGGGGAUGGUAUGGAUUAUUUUGAUGUAAGACCGGCUAGAAGAAAGAUGAUCUCAAUUAUGAAGAAUUUUUACUAUGAUAAAUGGAAGCAGGUUUGGUCUACCUCUAUUAAAAGAAAUAGGUUCUUGAAUUUUAUUGAAGUUUCAAACAGAAUGAAAUGUUAUAUGAAUAUUGAUGCCAACCAGAUUAUAACCAAUCAUGGAAGAUUUCCCUUCUAUUUACAUAGAUUCCAUCUCCAGGGCAACGAUAAAUGCCUCAUUUGUGAUAAGAUCGGUGACGCAGAUCACUUCGUCGAGUCGUGUAUUCUUACCCGGGGUGUGAGGCUUAAGUAUGGAGACAAGAAGAUUGAAGAAAUGAUCGUAAAUAGUAACAGAUUUAAAGAUUUUGCUCAAGAAAUAAUGAAAAUUAUUAAUGGCAAUAAAGAAAAGAUCGGAAUUGAGAGUUAA